UCAGCAAGAAAACAGGUGGAGCAAUGCUUCGUGGAGAGUUUUUCAUCAUUUGCCAAAAAACUUUCCAGGAUAUUGAGCUCCCAAAACAGAAGGCCGAAAUCUGGCCCAGGGACUUGCUCCGGACUUUGGACCCACCUUAGAGGCAAACAGCAAAUGUGCUCAUUCUCCUUUUUGCUCCUGAUGACUUGAAAUACUUAACAUUACCUUUUCCUUUUCUUUUUAACCACAGGGAUUGGGAAGACCGGCAAAGGACCACCUCGUGGAAAAUCUCUGCUGAUGUCAACAAUGUAUGGUCCUCUUUUGAGUGUGAAAGGUUCUGGCUUUUCUGUUGAUUCGGAACUAAGGGCUUUCAAGGGUGUUAGUGCACCUUCGGGCAAGCGAGGUUUCUUUACACACCCAGCAGCGCGUGUCUGUCUCCGCGCCUGUGCAUCCCUGAGUGCUUCUGCGUGUGUGGCUGUGUCAAGUGGGUUUUGAGCCCAUGUCUCACACACUCAACGAAGAUGCGAGUGCAGCCGUGCAGUCUCAGGGACGCGGAAACCGAGACCGCCGGCGGCGCGCGCGUGGGGGGCACCCGGACGCCCAGGUACGUGCCGCUCGGUCCCCGGCUGGCGCCGGGACGGUUGGGCCCGGCGGUUGCGGGCCCCACCGUGCCGCGGCUCGGCCUCUGUGACGCACGGCGCGGCCCCCGGGGCGGACCGGGCGGCGCGGCGCGGCGCGGCGCGGGGCGGCGGGGGCGGCGCGGGGGCGGGGCGGGCGCGAACCGGGCGGAGCCGGGAGAGGCCCCGCCCCCGGGCCGGAGCAGCGAGGACGCUACGGAGCAGGCGCGUCCCGCCGCCGCUGCCGCCGCCGCCAGUGCCGCCGCCGCCGCUCACCCUUCUCCGGAGCCGCUGCCGCGGCCGCCAUUUGCACGGGGACCCCGGUGACAGAGGCUCAGCAGAGGGGCGGAGG
Molecule: messenger RNA, 948 nt
Organism: Phyllostomus discolor (pale spear-nosed bat)
Lineage: Eukaryota; Metazoa; Chordata; Mammalia; Chiroptera; Phyllostomidae
Product: translation initiation factor IF-2-like
Exons: 2
Coding region: 501-923 (140 amino acids)
Source: RefSeq, a predicted model, not a curated record